Messenger RNA from Symbiodinium natans, 1194 nucleotides. NCBI's taxonomy places the organism in Eukaryota, Dinophyceae, Suessiales, Symbiodiniaceae. The record is from the annotation of a GenBank genome assembly.
AUGGAGAAGCCUGAGAAGCCAAAGCGCUGGGCAAGUGCAAAGGGUGCUGCUCCCAUCGCUCCCGCCGGUCCCUCACCGAUGCCGGCGGGCCUUCGGGAGUUGGAGCCAGGCUCCACGGGACGUGGCCGGGGAUCGUUGGGGCUGGCUGCCGCUUACGCAGCAGGUGCUGCCAACGCCUUCCUUCAGCGGUACCAUGCGGAUCUUGCGCGGCUUGCUGAGCGAGCCGACUUACCUGCAGAGGCGCGCUGGUUCGAUUCUCACUGCCACCUGGAGAGCAUCCUGCAGCGGACCUGGCGGGGCGGUGGGAAGCCUCAAGUGGCCAACAACGAGCCGGAGGUCACGUUGCCAGAGCUCGUGGCCCUCUGGCCACCGGGCCUUGAUGGAUGUGUGGCAAACUUCGUGUUCAGGAAGGAAAGCAAGCCGGGCUUUACUCCUGAGUGGGAGUGGAUAGCACGACACCUGUCUCACUUCGAGGAAGGCAGCCCCAUCAGCAGUAAGUUGUGGUUCACCAUCGGACUUCAUCCGCACAAUGCUGCGGGGUGGGACGCGGCUGCCGAGAAGACCGUUCGCGAUUUCGCCGCCCAUCCGAAGUGCGUAGGCCUUGGUGAAUGUGGCCUGGACUUCUUCAAGCACGACCCAAGCGAGGAGGAAGUCCAGCUGACGGCCUUCCGCGCCCAGGCCAAACUCGCGGUGGAACUGGGCAAGGCCCUCGUCGUGCAUGCGCGCCUUGUGACGCGGGAGAAUGAGAUCCGCUUCUUGAGGGAGCUCAAACAGCUUGUUCCCCAGAAUCACCCGAUCCACAUACACUGCUUUGGAGACUCCUUGGAGCAUGCGAAGGAGCUGAUCGACCACUAUCCCAGGCUCCGCAUCGGUUUCACAGGGGCGAUCACCUUCUCCGACCCGCCAGGCUCCAAGGGCCGCCAGAAAGGCAGGGGCAAGCACAAAGGCAACGAGCUCAAGAAGGGCCAGGAGCACUGUCGUGAGCUGAUCCAAUGCUUGCCACUAGAACGGCUACUGAUCGAGACGGACGGCCCUUACAUGUGCCCGGAGCCCUUCCGCGGGCAGACAGCACAUCCGGGCCAUGUUCACCGAGUGGCUGAGAGGAUCGCCGAGUGGCAGAAUGUAAGCUUGGGCGCGGUGAUGGCUGCAACCUGGCAGAGCACGGUGGAGGUGUAUGGCCUGACGCGGCUUUGA